AGAAUAGGAAGAAGAAGAAUAAAUGCGCUGUCCCCAUUGGCCGGUUCUCCAGCCAAUCCAGAGAGACCACAGAAGUGACGUAAGGACGCUCAAGAUGGCGUCAGAUUCAAACGGCUCACGUAGAAGUAUUUCAGGCUGAGGAAGCCAGUCCAACGCCAGACCAUAGCGAUGCAGACAGAAGCAGAAAAGAAGAGGAGGCAGCGUGACCGAGGGAGGCACGGAGAGACACAACAGAGAGCCGAGGAGGACGUGGCAAGGACAGGGAUCUUCACCACCAUGAAGAAACACAGGAAGACGGCAGCAGGAGGCGGAGAGGAGAGAGCUGAUGAAGGGGGGAAAGGAGAGCCUGGAGGGGGAGAGGGAGAGAGAGGGAGGGGGAGGAGGGCGGCGUCAGACGGAGGUGAGCAGAGAGCGAGAGUCCAGCAUCUGGAGAAGGAAAAGCUUGAGCUGAUGUCAAGCCACAACGAGGAGCUGUGCCUCCUGCAGGCCGAGCUGACCCGGCUCAGGUCCUCUGUGGAGCAAGGAGAGGCUCAGCGGGUGGAGCUGCAGUACCAGCUGACCAUCAGCCAGAGAGACGCCGACCGGGCGUCGCAGCUCGGCAGAGACAAACACACGCUCACAGAGCGAGCAGCAGAGCUCCAGCUGAAGGUCCAGGAGCUGCAGAGAUCCCUCCAGAUCACCGGGAAGGCCAGAGAGGAGGACCAGCAUGCUUUGCAGCAGGAAGUGGAGGAGCGGGAUAAACUGAUUCAGAGCUUCAGCUCAGAGAACCAGCGGCUGCACCGAGUCCUGCAGGAUCAGGAGGAGGCGCUCGAGGAGUCUGAGAGGAGGGUGGUGGAGGUGAUCAAGGAGACGGAGAAGGAGGCCGAGGUCAACAGACGACAAGGUGACGAGGUGAAGUACCUGACGGAGAGAGAGGAGAGGAGCAGGAGGGAGAAGGAGCUUUCAGAUCAGAGGGUGAGGUCUUUAGAGUCCAGCAUCGAGGCGGAGCGAGCCGCUCACCUGGAGUCCAAGUUCAACUCUGAGCUCAUGCAGUUAAGGGCGCGCGACCUGGAGGCGGCGCUGUCGAUGGCGCGGUCCAGCCAGCAGGAGGCUCAGUCCGACCUGCAGCUGCUGAGGGCUCAGUUCAGAGAGGUCGAGAGAGCUUACAACGUGGAGAGAGAGAGGAGCGGCGGCACUGAGCGCGCUCUGGAAUGUUUGCAGAAAGAGUUCGAGACGUUCAAGUCUGAGCUAAACAUUACCUCCGAGACAGAGAGAAAGGUGACCUCUGACCUCAGAGAAAGUCUGGAGGAGGAGAAGAGACGGCACGCUGACACAAACACACUACUGGAGCAGACGUCUCAGCGACACUCUGACACCGAGGAGGCCUUUAGGAACUUUGUGAGACACAUCAAGGACACACUGCAGCAACACGACAGCACAGGAGCAGUGAAGGAUGAUGGGAAUCUGAGUCCUUCUGAGGAAGCCUUGCAGCUGCUGAAGGCGACACUGAGCUGCUGUGGACACAGACAGGAAGUGACUGAGAAACAGGUCCAGGAUCUGCUGUUAGAAUCAGAGAGGCUACAAGCGGAGAACCAGACCCUCCAACAGCUGACCUCAGACCAGAACCGACACAUGGAGGAGUCGCAGCAGGAGUCAAUCAAACUGCGGGAGGAAGUGACACGGCUUCUCCGGGAGAGCUCUGAUUGGUCGGUGAAGGGCCGAGGUCUGCAGGCGGAGCUGGAGAAAGAGAGGGAGGAGAGGGGGAGAGAGAAAGAGGAGAGGGUGGCAGAAGUCCAGAAGAUGAUGGAGCACUAUCAGGAAGAGUCAAAGGCCCGGCUGUCCUUCCUCUACCGUCUCUACCAGCGCCUGCUUGCCGGCUGCGUUCUCCUUGAUCAGCCCCAGAGCCUUCUGGGUAAUUUCACCUGGGUGGAGCUGUGUGACGUCAUCGCCGAGCAGGUCGACCAGCUGACCUCUGACCUCCGGACGGCCAAUGAGAAGAUCGCCCUCCUGCAGAGUGUGUGCAAGAAGAAGAGUGUGUGUGUGCGCAAGCUGCAGCGUAGUCAGGAGUGUGUGUUGUCACGUCUGGAGGAGAGCGUACGGAGGAGGGAGGAGGCGUGGAGCCGCCAACACACACACACGAUCACACAGCUGCAGAAUGAGCUGCAGCGUUCUCACUCUCAGUGCAAUUCCCUCCGAGACCACGCCUCCUCCCUGGAGCUCCGCCUCUCCUCCCUGACCUCCGACCUCUCACGUUGCCAUAAAGACUCCGCCUCCUUCCUGUCGGCCUGCGCCCUCCUGGCCGGGGCGCUCAGACACGCAGACCGCCGCCUGCUCGCCCUCUGCGCGCAGAAAACCCUCCUGAGCCGACGCCUGGUGGAGCGGGAGCAGCUGGAGGAGGACGUGAGGACGCUGGCGGGAGCUUUAGAAGGAGAGGAGGAGGAAGAAGAGGAAGAGGAGAGAAGAAGAAGGAGAAGGAGGCGUUGGAAGAGGAGCGUGUGGGCAGUGCUGGCGGUGAGGAGGUGGCGUGUGCUGGCCAGUCAGACGUCUGUGUUGUUGCGGGUGGACAGGGGAGGCGGGGCAGCCGUGUGCGUCUGUGGAGGGACGAACGCGGCGUCACAGAAAGGUCAGGAUGAACCAAACACAGAUAAAGGUGACGAUGGCGGCCGUGAAGCUGCCUGUGCUCGCCUGCUUCACUCUGAACACCUCUCCUCCAUCGUUCUUUCCUCCAUGUCUGACCUGCAGGGGGCGCUUACAGACACAGGCUCCUCCCCUUUGGACCUGAAGACAGCAGCUCAUUCCUCUUUGUCCCGCCUCCUGGAUCACGUUCUCGACCAAUCAGACGCAAGGAGCAGCCUGUCUCCGGGCAGAGUGGACGAGGAGACGGCCAGCAGAGCGAGAGCUCCACAGAACGACAUGAAGGCCCUGGUCUCCUCCCUCCAGCAGCACUUCCUGCUCUUCAGCCAACGCCUGCACUCCGCUGAGGUGGAGAGGCGGAGCUUAAGGCUGGAGGUGACCAAUCUGAAGAGAGGGCUGAGGCGGGGGAGAGACGAGACCUGCAGGACGGUCCCUGCAGAGCGGUUCCACAGCGUGUGUGAGGAGCUCCGUCAGGCGCUGAGCAGGGAGCAGGAGGCCCAGACGCUCCUGCAGGAACAGACACACACUCUGCACACACUGCAAGAACGAGCGAACACACACACGUCGGGGCAGAGCGACACGGAACACACACUGAGGGAGACCGCACAGCAGGCUCGGCAGGAGGCGGGACGUAAGGAGCGCUCGCUGAGGAUUGUGGGUAAGCACCUGUCGGGGGUUCAGAGGGAGAAGAAGCAGCUGGAGGAGAGGCUGCAGCAGGUGGAGGAGGAGCUGAGGGGUGCAAACAGGUGUAACGAUUGUCUGAGUGGACGCACGAAGGCUGCAGAGACGACGGCCUCGAAGGUUGCUGAAAUCCCCAAAACAUCUCCGCCUGCUGACCCAGGAUCCUCCCAUCCUCUUCCCUUCUCUGAUUUGUCGAAUGAGACGCCCGUCUCUUUAAGCACCGCCCCUUCUCAGCCAAAACCCGCCCCCUCAUCGCCCCUCUCCAAAAACCCUCGAGCCAAAAGGAAGGAGAGGAAGGCGGUGAAGAAGAGCGGAGUAGGUAGAAAAUGAACAGACACCAGGAGUAGUUUUUUUUUUCUGAUGACGUGAGAAUGUGAAGCUUGGAGAUCCUGGAGAUCUGGGAGAUCCUAGAGAUCCUGGAAAUCCUGGAGAUCCUGGAGAUCCGGGAGAUCUGGGAGAUCCUGGAGAUCCUGGAGCUCCUGGAUAUCCUAGAGAUCCUGGAGAUCCUGGAGAUCCUAGAGAUCCUGGAGAUCCUAGAGAUCCUAGAGAUCCUGGAGAUCCGGGAGAUCCUGGAGAUCCUAGAGAACCUUGGAGAUCCCGGAGAUCAUAGAGAUCAUAGAGAUCCUGGAGAUCCUAGAGAAUCUAGAGAUCCUGGAGAUCCUUGAGAUCCUAGAUAUCCUAUAGAUCCUGGAGAACCUGGAGAUCGUAGAGAUCCUGGAGAACCUGGAGAUCCUAGAGAUCCUGGAGCUCCUUGAUAUCCUGGAGAUCCUAUAGAUCCUGGAGAUACUAGAGAUCCUAGAGAUCCUGGAGAUCCUAGAGAUCCUAGAGAUCCUAUAGAUCCUGGAGAUCCUAGAGAUCCUAGAGAUCCUAGAGAUCCUGGAGAUACUAGAGAUCCUAGAGAUCCUAGAGAUCCUGGAGAUCCUGGAGAUCCUAGAGAUCCUGGAGAUCCUAGAGAUCCUAGAGAUCCUGGAGAUCCUGGAGAUCCGGGAGAUCCUAGAGAUCCUAGAGAUCCUGGAGAUCCUGGAGAACCUGGAGAUCCUAGAGAUCCUGGAGAUACUAGAGAUCCUAGAGAUCCUGGAGAUCCUGGAGAUCCAGGAGAUCCUGGAGAUCCUGGAGAUCCUGGAGAUCCUAGAGAUCCUGGAGAUCCUGGAGAUCCUGGAGAUCCUUGAAUACAGUUGUCCAGGAAGUGAAAGUCUGGAAGGUCACGCAAAGUUUUGACAAGGCUUUAAGAGAGUCAACAAACAUGAAGACAAUCAAAUCCAUAAAAUCAGAUUGGAAAAAAUAGUUUUUUAUGUCAUUUUUUAAAUAUAUUUUUUACACACACACAGGGACAGAAGAUGAAGUCUGAUGUGUGUUAAACUGUAUGAGUAGAUUUUAAUCUUCAGUAAAAACAUUUUUGUCCUAA
Notolabrus celidotus (New Zealand spotty) is the source of this 4699-nucleotide messenger RNA. RefSeq names its product coiled-coil domain-containing protein 171-like. NCBI's taxonomy places the organism in Eukaryota, Metazoa, Chordata, Actinopteri, Labriformes, Labridae. Bases 169 to 3624 code for a protein of 1151 amino acids. The record is from RefSeq and is a predicted model, not a curated record. The transcript is spliced from 22 exons.